AUGAGAGAAAAUCCAGAAGAUUUGGAGCUUGUCAGAACUGUUGUUUUGGCGAGACAUGGGGCGAGAAGCACGCUUUGCUAUUUGGAAGAAUUAGGACCAUCAACAUGGAAUGACCCGAAACUCUUCGAAGCUCCCGAUCAUGUGAAACAAGUCAAAGUCAACUGGACCGAUGUUGGCGGCGGAGAUCCUCCAAAGGCUCAAUUUUCCGGAGGACUCCUUCCUUGCGGAGGUCAGCGGGGAGAACUGACAGUGAGGGGAUACGAAGGAAACGCAAAGAUUGGAAAGUACCUGAAGACGCAACUUGGGGAAAUCAAGGAAGAGGAUGUUUACGUCCGGAGCACGAAUACUACUAGAACAGUGGAAAGCGCAAGAGCAAUCGUCGCUGGAUUUUUCGAUAAAGAAAUGGAAGUUACUAUCGAAACUCCUGCAAAUGAUGAAGAUGAUUUUUUGACCCUUCAUCGAUCAGCAAAAGCCGCCCUAGAAAAUCUUCAAUGGCCCUGGGGAGCAACUUGCCUAUACGAACCUUUUCAGGGGAAAAUGUCGAAGAUUAUUAAAGAAGUCGAGAUUUUGAAGAAAAGACCUGAAGGAGAGCAAAGACAAUUUUUGCCGAUCGGAGUUUAUGAUGAUUAUAUGUGCAGAAAAGAGCAUGGGUUUAAAAUUAACAAUGAAGACAAAAUGGAUUCGGUGGCGAAAGAUUUGGAGGAACUGGCUGUUUUGACCAAACAUAUCAUCAAUGGAAUAAGCGACGAAGAAAGACAAUUUGUUCUGUCGCUCAAAGCAGGAAGAUUGCUUCAAUACAUUGUUUCUGAAUUGAAAAAGCCCUUGUCAAUCCUCAGUGUUCACGAUACAACCCUCGGACCAAUGCACCAAGCCCUCACGCACAAAACAGUAAAAGAAACUGGCAAACUAUGCGUCUAUCCUCCUUACUCCGCCCACAUCGACUUCUACUUUUACAAAAACGCCAAAAACGAAGAGUUCAUCCAAGUCGAUUUUCAGCGCGAACCAAUCUUGUUCAACGGAAAAACCAUCAUUUCUCUAGAAGAGUUUUUGGAGGAAACGAAAUGGUUCAGAAUGACACAGGAAGAGUUUGAGAAGAAGAAGAGCCAGGAGCCGCCGAUUCCUGCGAGAGGGAUGAUUAUGGCAGUAAUAACACUUCCUCUCGGCUUGUUGCAGGAAUUCACCAUCUACCACAAACGACAAGCCGCGAGAGACCACUGUAAAGAAGCACAUGGAACUAACUGUGGCCUGAAUACCAUCCAACUUGAGCAGCGCAACAUCUCCGACCCCGUGCACACCUACAACUUCGGAUUUCAGACUGAUUUCUACAAGUGGUGCUUGGUCACUCAACUGAUUUGCUUACUCGUCAUUGGUUUUCUCGUCAUAAUUCAGAAAAUAACCAAUAAAGCGAUUUGA
Messenger RNA from Oikopleura dioica, 1413 nucleotides. NCBI's taxonomy places the organism in Eukaryota, Metazoa, Chordata, Appendicularia, Copelata, Oikopleuridae. The record is from the annotation of a GenBank genome assembly.